Messenger RNA from Thunnus maccoyii (southern bluefin tuna), 1560 nucleotides. It is a transcript of the gene zte38, whose product is annotated as zebrafish testis-expressed 38. Lineage: Eukaryota; Metazoa; Chordata; Actinopteri; Scombriformes; Scombridae. The record is from RefSeq and is a predicted model, not a curated record. The coding region runs from base 292 to 1239 and encodes 315 amino acids. The transcript has 12 exons.
GGGCACAUUUUGGCGGGAAAGGCUGACAUUACAUCUAGCUAGCUGUCUCUGGACCCUCACUUAUAAUUAGUUACUUCCGUGUUUCACUUACUUUAGCUGAACCUGUUUUGACUUGAAACAGACUUGUUAGACCACAUUGACCAACAUAUGUCUAGUAUAUUUUAGCAGUAAACGUGCUAUCAGUAUUAUUAGAGUGCUUGCUGGUAUUAGCUCAGGUUGAAUGUUCGUGUGUAUUCACGUUAUUAGCUGGAUUAAAUCAAACCGUUAGCUCCUUGAACAGAAAAGGAGAAAAUGGCGGCUAGGAAGAUGUGCAUCAGGAAGAACAAGGAGGCAACUGCUGAGUGGACAGGGUUGUUUAUGAGCGACCUAAAAACCGAGCAAGAGUCCCUGGUCUUCGUCAAGAGGAUGAUGGCUGUGGCCGUCUCCUCCAUCACCUACCUCAGAGGGAUUUUCCCGGAGGAUGCCUACCGAUCCAGAUAUCUGGAAGAUUUGUGCAUCAAAGUUUUGCGUGAGGACUGCAACACCCCAGGUGCCAGCAAAAUAGUGAAAUGGAUGAUGGGCUGCUUUGACGCAUUACAGAAGCAAUAUCUCCAGAUUGUGUUCAUUGGGGUGUACACCAAUCCAGAAGAGCCUAAUUGCAUUAUUGAGUCCUACCAGUUCAAAUUCAAAUACACUGAGAAGGGGCCAGAGAUGGAUGUACUCAGGAACGAUGGUGUGGAGAUGCAGGUCACGCUGGAGGACACCAAGAGGGCCUCUGUGCUGCUCAUCAGGAAACUCUUCUUGCUUAUGCAGAACUUGGACGUCCUUCCCAACAACGUCUACCUCACCAUGAAGCUCUACUAUUACGAUGACGUCACCCCUGCUGACUACGAACCACCAGGCUUCAAAGAAGGGGAAUGUGACAGCCUGUGGUUUGAGGGCACGGCUGUUAACUUCAAGGUGGGUGAGGUCCACACUGCCUUCCACACCCUGCGAGUGCGCGUGUCGGCCGAGCAAGGCCGUCUGAAUAAGCUUCAGGAAGGGAACCACUUGAGGGAGACCAAGCAGGUUUCUCACAGAAGUCCUCCAGAGAGAGAAAUGGUCAAGCAUCCUUGCAAGAGAGUAUAUGAUGAAGAUGAUCUACCUUCUGAGGACGAGUCUGCACAGUUCAAGAAACCCACCAGACCUUUGGCAAAGGUACAGUUGUACUUAAGGAGAAAGGCAACUGCCAAAAAACAGGCAAGGAAGAGAAGAAUUUAGUCACAACAAAACACAAAGUUGCUCCGUCAGCAAUGUAAACUAUAGCUUCACUUUAUUGCAUUAUUAAACAUUGUUUAAUGUUAUGUUACAAUUUAUUAGAGCAGCAAGUGUGUUAGACAAUUUCCUUAUCUAAAUAACUCGCUACCCACAAGGCAGGAUGUUAUUGCUACAGUUCUAAUUUAAACAUUAUAUGAAAAGCGUACAGUAAGUGUACAAUCUAGAUUAAUUAAAUUGGUUCAAAAGUGCUUCAUUAUUUAGUAUUGUUUGUUUAUAAAAAUACAUUGAUGUGUAUUGUUCAAGAAAUAAAGCUUAACUUGUAAA